UAAUGAAGAAAAAAAGGGGGGGGGAUUGCCUUUGGACCGCUCCUUGACCCUAAAGGAAUUUCAAUGCUGGAAGCGAAGUGCCUAUCGCUGUGUUGGCGAUAUUGGUUUACUACGGUAGCUUCUACUUUCUCUCCCCCGUUUUUCCAAAGCGGUAGACCAGGGUUCUCCCAAAGAAGAGUGGAAAGAUCCUCGUGGCAGUGGGUGGUUUGCAGACAUGGACACUUCUGGGAAAGUUAUCAAAUGUAGAGCAGCUGUGGCUUGGGAAGUCGGCAGACCACUUUCUAUUGAAGAGGUAGAAGUGGCUCCACCAAGAUCUCAUGAAGUUCGUGUUAAGAUAAUAGCCACCGGAAUAUGCGGGACAGAUGACCAUGUUCUGGAAGGUUCUUUCCCCAAAGUAGAGUAUCCUGUAAUUCCUGGCCAUGAAGGAGCUGGAAUAGUGGAGAGUGUUGGGCCAGGAGUGACAUGUGUGAAACCAGGAGACAAAGUUAUUCCUCUUUGUCUGCCCCAGUGUGGAGAAUGCAACUCGUGUUUAAAAUCAAACACCAACUGUUGCCUGAAAACCCACAUUUCGGAACCACAAAAUCUGAUGCCUGACAAAACCAGUAGAUUCAGCUGCAAAGGGAAGCAAAUUCAUCACUUCCUUUGGAUUAGCACUUUCUCUGAAUAUACAGUCAUGCCUGACUCUACCGUUGUUAAAAUUGAUGAUGAUGCACCUCUUGAUAAAGUCUGUCUUUUUGGCUGUGGAUUCUCUACUGGUUAUGGGGCUGCCCUCAAUACAGCCCAGGUUACACCUGGAUCCACCUGUGCUGUUUUUGGUUUGGGAGGCAUUGGACUCUCUGUGGUCAUGGGAUGCAAAACCGCUGGAGCAUCUCGUAUAAUUGCGAUCGACAUUAACAGUGAAAAAUUUGGGAAGGCAAAAGAACUGGGAGCUACAGAAUGUAUCAACCCUCAAGAUUACAAGAAACCCAUUCAAGAAGUAGUGCUGGAAAUGACUGGACAUGGUGUAGAUUAUGCCUUUGAGGUUGCUGGAUGUUUGGAGACACUGACAGCUGCUUUGGCCUCUUGUCACAUGGGCUGUGGGAUCUGUGUAGUGAUAGGGAUGCCCCCCUUAGGUGCAAAAUUCUCCUUGGAUCCUAUGCUGCUUCUUACAGGGCGCACCAUAAAAGGGAGUUUCAUUGGAGGCUGGAAGAUGAAAGAUUCAAUUCCUCAACUGGUCUCCAGUUACAUGGAAGGAAAAUUUAAACCAGAUGUUCUGAUCACCCACAUUUUACCAUUCAGUGAUAUUAGGAAAGGAUUUGAUUUGCUUCGUGCUGGAAAGAGCAUUCGUACUGUCUUGAUGUUCUAACUGGCUCAACUUGCUGAAUCUGUCUGGAAGUCUUUAGCACGGAACCACGAAGAUUACCCUUUUCCUUGGCCCUCUGUUCUGAAAAUACUGGAAAAAGACACUCCUAUUUUGUUUCUCUGCAUGUUUAUGUUUAGGCCAUAGCAUAAACGACAUGAUUUACAAGAUGGAAAGUUGAUUUUACUUGGCCCCAGAUGCAAGAAAAAAAAAAUCUAAGUCAUGUUCUUAGUUUUAAUUAUCACACAAAGAACAGAAUCCAAUUUUAAGACUCCAAAGGGGCGGGGAUCAAUUGUAUCUACAUAAAAUGUAGAAACUC
Molecule: messenger RNA, 1658 nt
Organism: Notechis scutatus (mainland tiger snake)
Lineage: Eukaryota; Metazoa; Chordata; Lepidosauria; Squamata; Elapidae
Product: alcohol dehydrogenase 1-like
Biological process (GO): retinol metabolic process; retinoic acid metabolic process
Cellular component (GO): cytosol
Molecular function (GO): all-trans-retinol dehydrogenase (NAD+) activity; zinc ion binding
Source: RefSeq, a predicted model, not a curated record